This is a messenger RNA of Chelonoidis abingdonii (Abingdon island giant tortoise), 2528 nucleotides long. Lineage: Eukaryota; Metazoa; Chordata; Testudines; Testudinidae. The record is from RefSeq and is a predicted model, not a curated record.
GAAAGAAGUGUCCCCGAGAGCUGCCUGCACAGGGAGUGACCUAUGUCUGGAUUCUCUCUGUUUCCCAUCAUGUGAGAGGAUGGUGAGUGAGGAUGAGCAGGAGAAACCCCAUCAGGAAGAUGCUGAGCAAGUAGAACCACAUGGAACAUUAUCAGAAAGAUCCAAAGGGAAUGUUUCCGGGAGUUGUGCGCUUCCAGAAAAAGCAAAAGCCUGUGAGACUCAGGAGUGGCUAGAGGAAAACUUCAGUACCCUCUCAGACCUUAUCACAAGUGAGAGAAUCAACUUGGAAGAGACGCGCUACAGAUGCCACGAGUGCGGGAACAGCUUCAGUUGGAGCUCAGACCUUAUCGCACAUCAGACAAUCCACACAGGGGAAGUGCCCUACACAUGCUCCCAGUGUGGGAAAAGCUUCAAUCAAAGCUCAAACCUUAUCAGACAUCGGAGAAUCCACACAGGAGAGACGCCCUACACAUGCUCUGAGUGCGGGAAAAGCUUCAGUCGGAGCUCAAACCUUAUCACACAUCAGAGAAUCCACACUGGAGAGAAGCCCUACACGUGCUCUGUGUGUGGUAAAAACUUCAAUGACCGCACAAACCUUAUCACGCAUCAGAGAAUCCACACUGCAGAGAAGCCCUACACGUGCUCUGAGUGUGGUAAAAGCUUCAAUCAGCGUUCACGCCUUAUCACACAUCAGAAAAUCCACACAGGAGAGAUGCCUUACACAUGCUCUGAGUGCGGGAAAAGCUUCAGUCGGAGCUCAAACUUUAUCACACAUCAGAGAAUCCACAUAGGAGAGAAGCCCUACAUGUGCUCUGUGUGUGGGAAAAGUUUCAGUCGGAGCUCAGACUUUAUUACACAUGAGAGAAUUCACGCAGGUGAGACACUCUACACAUGCUCAGAGUGUGGGAAAAACUUCAGUCGGCACUCAAACCUUAUCAGACAUCAGAGAAUCCACACAGGUGAGACACUCUACACAUGCUCUGAGUGUGAGAAAAACUUCAUUCAGCGCUCACACUUUAUCAUACAUUGGAGAAUCCAUACUGGAGAGAGGCCUUACACAUGCUCUGAGUGCGGGAAAAGCUUCAGUCAGAGCUCAGACCUAAUCAAACAUCACAGAAUCCACACAGGAGAGAAGCCCUACACAUGCUCCAAGUGUGGUAAAAACUUCAAUCAGCACUCAAUCCUUAUCACACAUCAGAGAAUCCACACAGGAGAGAGGCCUUACGCAUGCUCUGAGUGCGGGAAAAGCUUCAGUCAGAGCUCGGACCUAAUCAAACAUCGCAGAAUCCACACCGGAGAGAAGCCCUACACAUGCCCCAAGUGUGGUAAAAACUUCAAUCAGCGCUCACACCUUAUCACACAUUGGAGAAUCCACACUGGAGAGAAGCCCUACAUAUGCUCUGAGUGUGGUAAAAACUUCAAUCUUCGCACAAACCUUAUCACACAUCAGAGAAUCCACACCGGAGAUAAGCCCUACACAUGCUCUGAGUGUGGGAAAAGCUUCAGUGAUAGCUCAGGCCUUAGUAGACAUCAGAAAAUCCACAUCAGAGAGAAUUAUAAUAAAUCCCUUGAGUAGGGCUGGCCAAAGAUUUUUUUUUUUUUUAAUCACAUUUGACAAUUUCACAAAGUGAUUUUUGCAUCAUCUUCACCGUGGCACCUCAGCUCCACCAGAUCAGUUGUCUGCUUCUGCCUUUUGCAGUUCACUCUUCUUUGGGGUCAGUCCUGUGAUCUUGUCUAUCAACUCCUUUCCGUUUGAGUCAUAGAUCUGUGUGUCCCUCCUGCCAGGAAUGUUCAUCACCUCCAGGUGGGAGAGAGGUUUGAUCCCAACAGGCUUCACUGAGGCAAAAACUACCUCUGCCUUACAUCCACUAGGACUGUACAUGACGUUGGCUACUCAAGUUAGUGAUCUUGGUGUAAAAAGACAAUUAUAGUUGUAGAGCAGAUGCAGCCCAGGUGCAGUGGUUGGCAUUAGCUUUCCCGUUGACCUGACCUAAACUCCAUCACUUUUCCUAGUUUAAACAAACCCUGAGCAUCACCGUUAUAUGGUUCCCCCAUUGCAAAGCAAUUGUUAGUCAUCAAGUUCCCUCUUGGGGAAGAAAUUGUUUCAUUCCCAGUUGCUCUGAUGUUGCUUCAAGUUGUGUUGGAAAGCAGAUAUUUUGACUACCAUUUUCCUCAUUUAAAAUAUAUUGAACUAUAAGAAAGAGCAGGAACAGGGCAGGGAUAGGGAAAAAUGUCAUUGCACCUGCAGUAACAGCAGAAGUGUUUAGGGUAAGUUAGAGGGAUUCCCUUAUUCCCCAUCAUCAUCCCAAUCCCCCCUGUUGUUCAGUUGGUUAGGUCAAUAUUUUUUCUAAAGGUCUGGGAAGAGGAUUCCCUAGUAGAUGACUGGUAACGAAGCAAAAUACCCAUGCAUUGGUCUCCCACAGCAGUUGUGGCCCAGGCCCUGCAAGAGGUCACUCCUGAAGAUAUCUCCUUCCUAAUCAGGUGCAUGUUGCCUAUUGUUUGGGAAAUACAAUCCCUUUCUAGGUAGA